UGUGUGCUCCACCCAACGGCCAGAGCUCAAGCACAAAACAACUUUGCGAGCGGAGCGCGAGUCAUGGCGUCAAAGAGGAUCUCCUGAAGAACAAACUCUGGACAAACUCUCACCAAAAGCGUGUAACAAGCUACCGACGACCGUCUGGAUCUCAUAUAAAUGACAAAAAGUCCACUUCACGAAGGAAUUAUGCUUACCGAGUGUCGACUUUAAAGCUAGCAGAGCGCAGCUAGCUCAAGAGUUUGCCGUCGCGAGGAGUUUCACGAACUGUGUGAAUAGAGUGUAAAUAUAGUAGUAUAUAUAAUUUAAUACAAAGUAGUGUGAGGAAAAGAACUCUUUAAGUAUCUCUCCGAGAGUUUAUUCGCUGUGUAGUUUGUCUGUGGACGGGUGGAUAUGGCUCAGUCGCCGGUUGCUGUUCAAGUUCCUGGAAUGCAGAACACCCGAACAGACCCUGAGGAGUUGUUCACUAAACUUGAACGCAUCGGGAAGGGCUCGUUCGGUGAGGUGUUCAAAGGUAUCGACCGCCGCUCUCAGAACGUAGUGGCCAUCAAGACCAUCGAUCUUGAGGAAGCAGAAGAUGAAAUCGAAGACAUCCAACAGGAGAUCACCGUACUCAGCCAGUGUGAUAGUCCGCAUGUCACCAGAUACUAUGGCUCUUACCUGAAGGGUAGUAAACUAUGGAUCAUAAUGGAAUAUCUGGGAGGAGGUUCGGCUCUGGACCUGCUGAGAGCCGGACCCUUUGACGAAUACCAGAUAGCCACCAUGCUGAAGGAGAUUUUGAAGGGUUUGGACUACCUGCACUCUGAGAAGAAAAUCCACAGGGACAUAAAAGCUGCCAACGUGUUGUUGUCUGAGUCUGGUGAGGUGAAGCUGGCAGACUUUGGUGUGGCAGGACAGCUGACAGACACGCAGAUCAAAAGGGAGACGUUUGUAGGUACACCUUUCUGGAUGGCGCCGGAGGUCAUCCAACAGUCUGCUUAUGACUCAAAGGCUGAUAUUUGGUCUCUCGGGAUCACUGCCAUUGAGCUGGCCAAGGGCGAGCCGCCGAACUCCGACAUGCACCCCAUGAGAGUGCUCUUCCACAUCCCGAAGAACACACCACCCACCCUCAACGGAGACUUCUCCAAGACUUUCAAAGAGUUUGUGGACUCCUGUCUCAACAAAGAUCCUGCAUUUAGGCCAACAGCAAAGGAACUCCUGAAGCACAAAUUCAUCCUUAAACAUGCCAAGAAGACAUCCUACCUCACCGAGCUCAUUGACCGACUGAAGCGCUGGAAAGCCGAGGGUCACAGCGAUGGAGAAUCGAGUUCUGACUCUGACUCGGAGCCCAGUGGUAAGGAAAGCGAGUCGUCUCCUGAGUGGUCUUUCACCACUGUCCGCAAGAAGAAGCCGGAAAAGAAGCAGCCCAAUGGAAUGGAUGAAGAACUGCAGAAGAAGUCUGCCAGUUUAACCACCGUCAUGGCUCCGGUUUUUUCAGAGCUGAAAUUGCAGCACAGAGAUGACAUGACGAGAGGAGUUCUGGAGCAGCUGGAGAAGAGCCUGCAUGUGGCAGAGGACAUUUGUCCUGGUGUCACAGACAGGAUGAUCACCCACAUCCUGGAGAGGGUGCAGAGGUCAGACACACACGAUACAUGUUCUCUAUGAGUUAGUGCUGCAUUGGGUCGCCGGGAACACGCCACCCGUCUGCUGUCAGCCCUGAUGACUGCACCUUAACACACUCACACAUGUACAGAGACAGGAGGGACGCGGGGUCGCGUGCACACACUAUCUUAUCAUAACCAAAAGGAAUUCUUCUCUCUUUUUUUUUUUUUUUGUCCCAAAGAAUGGAAAUAUAUAUAUAAAUAUAGUGUGUGUUCAACUGUAUUUAUACAAUUUUGCCACAUGCUUUUAUAUUAGUCUUCUGCUGGUGCCCAAGGAUGUGUGUUACUGUUAUUUUAUUCCACAUUUUACUUCUAAAGACACAAAAAAAUCCUUACCGGUUAAGUAGAUCAUUAAGUAAAUCUUUUGGUUGGCAUAUAUUUAUAUGUAUUUGAUGUCCCAAUCCAUUACUUUAUUUUAAACUAUGAUCAAUAAUAUAUAUAUAUAUCCGUUUGGGAGAUUAACAGUGUCUUUUUGUUCGUCUUGGUUUGGGAUUUCUUUAUUUCUCUUGACACACUGUUAACUGUAGCAUUACAGAACUGCUGUAUGGGAUUACAUGCAUAUCAUAUCAGUCAAAAUGAAUGGAAAUACCUCAUUUAAGCAAUCAAAACAGAACGACAGCUCCUGGUUAAUGAAGAUCGAUGAAAUUUAAACCGCUAGGAAAACGAGAGGAAUUUUGCUGUGCAAAAGCUACCUCCACUUUUGGCCCAUUACCAUAGGGAAUUUCAGUUUUAUUCUUUUCACUUCUUUUUUUUUUUUUUAAUUGGCAAGGUAAUUCGUCUUAAAUUUCUAGACCAUUUUUUUUAUAUACAGCACUGUAGCCCUUCAUUUCUCCGUAACGCCCUCUUUUUACAACGUCUUGUUUUUUGAGCUAAUAUUUUUAUACGAGAGUAGAGUUAUACUGUAUUUUUGAAGGAAAUAUGCACUUGCGCACACUUUGUAUGGGGUGGGCCUGUUUUGUGUUUUAAUUUCAGAGCUCUCUUGCUCCAAAGACAUUCCACGUACUUUGAGUAGAUCUCAAGGCAGCCAGAUUCUGUAACCGAUGGGGGAAUUUCUACACGCGAACUGAUGCAUUUAAGCUACCCGAAACGACAGCAAGUGAUUCACGCUAGGCGGCGGUAUAGACUCCGAGCUCAAUGCAAAUGUCUUUUUAAUGUAAUCUUCUGUGAUGAGGGAUUUGUUCUUUUUUUUUUUUUUUGCCAAGCUUGUAAAGAAACACGAGGGUGCCAUUGCUGGUGCGGUGGUCAUAUGUCAUAUUCGCUCCUGUUGGCUUUGGAGAGACUGUGCCAACGUUGCAUCCCAUUGUGCCUAAAGCUCACUUUUGUAUGUAUAUGAUGUUACUGUCUUCUCAAACAGCUUUAAAACGAAGUUUCACACAUGUUGCCAGACUGCUGGAAGAAUUUAGAGCAAUAAAGGUGUUUAGUGGAUUUGUAUAUUUCUUUAGAGAAACGUAGACGCAGAAGCUAGGUUUUGUACAUUUCCUCACCAGAGCUUUUGUAAAUUUAAGACGCCAGACAGGUUGUAGGUUGUAUCAUAUAGAUGCUGUUCUCUUCAUUUUUGGACUUUAACUGUUACAGAUAAGUUUUGUUUGGUGUGGCAAAUAAAGAUUUAAGUUAUGACACGUGA
Molecule: messenger RNA, 3264 nt
Organism: Labeo rohita (rohu)
Lineage: Eukaryota; Metazoa; Chordata; Actinopteri; Cypriniformes; Cyprinidae
Gene: stk26
Product: serine/threonine protein kinase 26
Exons: 11
Coding region: 394-1644 (416 amino acids)
Biological process (GO): protein phosphorylation
Molecular function (GO): ATP binding; protein kinase activity
Source: RefSeq, a predicted model, not a curated record